GUCUGUUAGCUAGUUCCCUAUGGUCUGUUCGCCAUAGCAACAACGUCCGCGUGCACCCUCGCAGCAUUCUCAGCCUGGGAAAGAGGAGGUAACAAUGCGAGAGGAUCGCUCUCGGUCAGCGGGACUGCCGCAGGAAUCCCCGUCAUCCACGAAGGACUGGAAUCCCCAAGCACUUACAGAGACGAUAAAUCACGUUGGCACAUCAGAUGCCUCCUCCUGGAAUACGCGUAAGCUAGGUCUUAGGAUAGGCGCCGACGUAGCCGCCGCGUCUGCAGCUGGAUUUCUCGUCGCGCCUGUCAUCACCCUCAUUGACCGAGGGAUCAUUGAGAAUGCGUCCGGACGCAAUACUCUGGGAGGUAGUCUCAAAAGCUCCUUCAAGGAGCUCCUGUUUCGACCCCAGCGAUUCGUCUUCUCGAAGCCGUUCGCCUUGAUAUUCUCACUUUACUUUGGUACCUAUAUGGCUGCUAACUCGAUCGACUCGGCUUUCUCUACCAUCCGCGCCCAAUCGGCCUCCACUGUGACCGCAGGUCUACCCAAAUUCGCCGCAACAUCCACAACCAAUCUUUCACUAUGUCUCUACAAGGACAGUCGCUUUACUCAGAUGUUCGGCGCGGCGAAUGCAGCACCUCGACCUGUUCCCACAGCCACGUUUGCCCUCUUUGCCCUAAGAGAUAGCCUUACUAUAUUCGCCUCCUUCAACCUCCCUGCACUCGUGGCACCGCACCUCUCUCAGCGUAUGGGCGAAUCACUUCAAAGAUAUAUCAGUAGUGCAAGUGCUGCUCAGAUAAUGACACCGGCGGCCCUGCAGGUGGUCAGCACGCCGCUACAUCUGCUUGGACUUGAUCUGUACAAUAGAGAACGGGCGGAGUGGCGGGAAAGAGCUGUCAAGGUGACGAAGGAUUGGGCGAAGAGCAGUCUCGCACGCAUGGGUCGAAUCGUUCCCGCGUUCGGAAUCGGAGGGGUGGUCAACACGCGGGUCAGGAGUGGAUUGAUGAAGAGGCUGGAGUAAAGCAUUCGAGUUGUCUUAGUGUCACUCAUCUACUUCUUUCCCAUAAUCAAUUUCGCGCUAUCAGCGUUCUUUUAGGAUUGGUUCAGGCGUUUUCGCAUGUCAUUUCCAGGCUUGUAGACGAUUUGGCCUGGUUUCCCGGUCUUGCAGAGCGCCAGCGAUCAGCUUCGUGUAUAGUAUGCUGAAUACACAUUGGG
Messenger RNA from Mytilinidion resinicola, 1203 nucleotides. RefSeq lists its product as uncharacterized. Bases 95 to 1009 code for a protein of 304 amino acids. The transcript has 3 exons. The record is from RefSeq and is a predicted model, not a curated record. NCBI's taxonomy places the organism in Eukaryota, Fungi, Ascomycota, Dothideomycetes, Mytilinidiales, Mytilinidiaceae. Gene Ontology annotation, cellular component: mitochondrion.